This is a messenger RNA of Amaranthus tricolor (Joseph's coat), 1263 nucleotides long. RefSeq lists its product as uncharacterized. NCBI's taxonomy places the organism in Eukaryota, Viridiplantae, Streptophyta, Magnoliopsida, Caryophyllales, Amaranthaceae. The record is from RefSeq and is a predicted model, not a curated record. Bases 1 to 903 code for a protein of 300 amino acids. The transcript has 4 exons.
AUGUGGUUUAAUGGUACAUUGAGUGUGGUUCUAAGAAUGAUGCUUUCCUUCUACUAUAAAAGGAAGCAACAUUCAGAGAACAAGGCACCACAAACAUACAUAUUGAGAGCAGACUACUGUAUUCGUGCUGCCGCCAUCGUUGCCAAUUUGCCAUCUCCUUCCAUUCGUCGCGCCUUGUUCAUCUUCCUCAAGUUCUCAUCUCUUCCUCAAGUUCUCAAGUUCUCCUUCCAUCGUUGCCAAGUUGUUUGUAUAGAUUAUCCUAGGCCAGAGCUUGAAAGUACAUCCAAUUUCUUGGAAGCCGCCUACUUAUCUUCUACUUUUCGGAAUUCGCCUCGUCCUCAGAAGCCAUUAGAAGUUGUAAUUGCCGGAGCAGAAGAGCAAGCAGCUACAAACAACAUGAAUGCGCCAUUGUCCGAAUGUAAAAAAAGAAAAUGGACUUCUCCUGUUUGGAAGGAUUAUGAUUGUUUUGAUGGUCACAUGUUUGAGGACAAUAUUCCAAGAGCUCUUUGUAAAUAUUGCAAACAAGGUCCUAUUCUUGCUCAUUCUACUAAUGGAACCACAAAUUUUAAGCGUCAUAGUGAGUCUUGCUUUGCACGAGCUACUUUUGAAAUUAACAAACAAAAAAAGGGUAAGAAAGACAAGGGUGAUCUAAAACAUUUUGACCCUUCCAUGUAUAAGCAAUUAGUGGCUAGGGCAAUUAUAAGACAUGGUUAUUCCUUUACAUUUGUUGAAGAUGCUGAAAAUCGAGCUAUACAUAGCUUCUUAAAUGAAGAUUGUAAAUUUAUUUGUCGAAAAACCGCUAAGAAGUAUUGCUUAGAAGUCCAUAAAAAUGAAAAACUUAAGUUGAAGAAACAAAUGAGCAUUGGGGUGUCUUCAAAAGUUGAAGAAAAACUUACCAUAUAAAAAUAAAGAAAAAAAAUUUAAAACACACAAAUUUUAUUUACUCAAAUCAAACAUACAUUAAAUUGAUCAAAUAAAAACAAAAGUAAUGCAUUACAAAAAAAUUAACAAUUUGAAAAAUAAAAAAAUAUAUAUAUAUUUAGAGGAUUAAUCACAGAAAAAUUAAAACCAACAAAAAAUUAGAAGUCUUAAUUAGUAAUUAAAGUUCCUUUCUAGAGAAUGAGCCUUUUCCCAAAAGCCUUCACUAUCGGAAAUUGAAGUAACAAUAAGUAUAACCUCGCAUUCAUAAGGCACUAAAUUUUUAUUAGAGAUUUUAAUUUUUUUUAUUCAAUUUAAAAUUGAUUCAAAAUACAACUAGAAAUC